UCAUAUAAAUAAAUAAAUAAUAAAUCUCAUAUAACGCCAAUGCUUUUCCAACACAUCUCCCAUAUAGAAACGCCCUCCCCAACUCACCCAAUAGCCAACCAUCUCUCUUGAACGACAGGGUGAUGCCUUACACUCCUCCGAAAUCCUCCGUCCAACACCAGAGGCUGAGCGCUGCUGCCAGCGUCGGUGCCGUCAACGGGAACAGCAUGACCCAGGGGCCGAUCGCCGGAGGCAAGGUGGCGGCGGCGGAGGAGGAGCGAUGCACGGCGCACGCGGUGCCGGAGGAGGUGGCGCGUCACCACCAGCACGCGGUGGGGCCGCAUCAGUGCUGCUCCGCGGUGGUGCAGACCAUGGCCGCCCCCGUGCCGACGGUGUGGUCGGUGGUCCGUCGCUUCGACAAGCCCCAGGCCUACAAGCACUUCGUCAAGAGCUGCCACGUCCUCGACGGCGACGGCGACGUCGGCACCCUCCGCGAGGUACGCGUGGUCUCCGGCCUCCCGGCGGUGACCAGCACCGAGCGGCUCGAGAUCCUCGACGACGAGCGCCACGUCCUCAGCUUCCGUGUCGUCGGCGGCGAGCACCGCCUGGCCAACUACCGGUCGGUGACCACCCUCCACGAGGCCGCCGGCUGCGGCGGCGGCGGCGGCGGCGGGGGGACGGUGGUGGUGGAGUCGUACGUGGUGGACGUGCCGGCGGGGAACACGGGGGAGGACACAAGGGUCUUCGUGGAUACCAUCGUGAAGUGCAACCUCCAGUCGCUCGCGCGCACGGCGGAGAAGCUCGCCCGGCGCGGCGUCGCCGUCGCGAGGGCAGAGCCGUAAUUAGGUCCCGGAACGGGGGGGCCUUUUUUGCGAGCUUUGUGGUUUGUCUUUUUUUCCUCCCGACGGCGUGGGGACUACCGCGCCCACCCACUCCCACUUGAAACGAAACGACGACUCCGUCGUACCCCAUGGUGCUACCCUCAGCCCUCUUGUUCUUUUCCUCCUUUUCCUUCUUUUGUUUUCCGUUUUGGCCCUUUUCUUUUAGGAUAUAUACAAGUAUUACGGACCAUUGUGAAUAAUGUCUCUCUCUCCCUCUCUGUGAGAUUUGUUCAUACUCAGCUUUUAUACCCCCCCCCCCCCGCCCAAAAAAAAAAAAAGCAAGGCUCAUCAUUUUGAUUUAUAUGUGUGAUCCAAGGCGCAAUUUGCAAUGGAUGGUGUAUUUGAGUCUGAGAGUCUUGAUUUGUAUUAAGAUUUGAAAUAACAGUCAUAUUCUUACCAUGAUUUUAUUAUAUUUAUUCUUCUUAAAAGGCA
Molecule: messenger RNA, 1292 nt
Organism: Elaeis guineensis (African oil palm)
Lineage: Eukaryota; Viridiplantae; Streptophyta; Magnoliopsida; Arecales; Arecaceae
Product: abscisic acid receptor PYL4
Biological process (GO): abscisic acid-activated signaling pathway
Cellular component (GO): nucleus; cytoplasm
Molecular function (GO): protein phosphatase inhibitor activity; abscisic acid binding; signaling receptor activity
Source: RefSeq, a predicted model, not a curated record